Hipposideros armiger (great roundleaf bat) is the source of this 707-nucleotide messenger RNA. RefSeq lists its product as uncharacterized. The record is from RefSeq and is a predicted model, not a curated record. The coding region runs from base 36 to 647 and encodes 203 amino acids. Lineage: Eukaryota; Metazoa; Chordata; Mammalia; Chiroptera; Hipposideridae. The transcript has 4 exons.
GGAAGCAAGGGAUCGAGAAUGUAUUUGAAGAAAUAAUGACCGAGAGCUUCCCUGCCCUGGUGAAGGAAAUCGACAUGCAGGUCCAGGAAGUGCGGGGAGUUCCAGAUGGGCCGAGCCCAGGACAUGACAUCUGGCGCUCAACUGUGGAGCUCAAAGAAGGGAAGGUAGACUACGAGUCUUCACCGUGGAUUUCAUGGCGCAGACCCCAGGACGGGCUGGCACUCUACUUGGUGCUGAAGAACGUCCUUUGUGGGUACCCAGCCAGUGUGUUAAACCUUAUCAUGAGCGACACGCCCAAGAAAAGAAAGUCAAUAUGGCUGAAGAUUGCAAGAUAUGAUUGGCCUCCUAAUUGGCCUGUAGUGGAGGAUACUCGACCUUCGGCACCUCUGAUAAUUGAAAUGUCUAAUCUCUCAUUUCAAUCAGCCCACACAAAGCCAACAGCUCCUUUAGCUUUUUGUGCAGUUACUCCACGAGCAAGAAGCGUUCCCCUACCUACUUGGGAUCAAUUAAAAAAGCUGGCUCAAGUGGCUGAACAUCGGCUGUCAGAAGAAAAAAUUCCAAAAACAGAAGCCAACAUGCUGUUGUCUAUGAUGGCCGUUCUUGCUAUCUCCUCCGAUGUGGACAACAAGCCCUCCGAUGGGCCAUAGAUGAAGAAACUGCAAAGUCCUUGUUUCUCCUUUUACAAAAACAGAAAGGGGGAGAUGUUG